Messenger RNA from Zootermopsis nevadensis, 3936 nucleotides. Lineage: Eukaryota; Metazoa; Arthropoda; Insecta; Blattodea; Termopsidae. The record is from RefSeq and is a predicted model, not a curated record.
CUAACUUUUGGGGUUCAUUCAGAAACAACGGUGUUACUUUACCUUUCUUCUCGUGAUCCGCAACUUCAGUUUUUGCUGGCGUAAACAUCCGCGCGAAAAAUUUUGAAUUAGUUUGUUGUUUAUCAGUUUCAUGCCGGUUAUAAUUUUAAUUUAAUUUAUAUUUUAAUAAACAGGUAUAGAUUUGUUUGGCUUAAAUGGUGACAGAAGUAAAACAUUUUCAUAUGCAGCAACAUGUGUUUAUGGUGUCUGAUAACCUGCUUACGUAUGAAGACUUCAAUUAUUAUGUUAAAAAAAAUAUUUGUAUUUCUGGUUCCAUUAUUUUAAGAUGCGGCGUUCUACGGCACCAUCACUUCGUCAGACCGGAAAAUUAAUAUCUUCGUCUGAUCGUGUUAAUUUGGGACAAAUAAAUUCUAGGACAGCCAACAAUGAUCUGUGCUGUUAAUGUUUUAGCUGCACCAUUUCCCAAUGCCAUUCGAAGUACAGAGAGUGUUCUUGAUCUCCUGAGCGGUAGCAGGAUAGCAGAUGCUGAAGAUGUGUCACUUGAUGAUGCUUGUUCAGAUCAUGUGAUUCCAAAAACUUCAAGCAGCACAGUACAUGUAAUGUCACAAGAAGAUAGAGCAAGUUCUGUGCGGUUUCUUACAGAUGAAAAUUUUAAUAGUAACCAGAUCACUUCUCAGUGUUACAAAGGCAAGAGGCUGUUUAAUGUAGUAUGGGGCAAGCAGUCAAAAAAGAAGCACAAAACUUGGGAAGGAGAUGGUAUCCUUGAAGUUGGAGAAAAAUCUGUUAUUCUGAAGGACACAGAUGGGAAGAUAAUUGGUCAGUGUUCUGGAACAAAAACAGCGACACUUGAAGAAGGCAGCAGGUUGUUUGUUGGCAGCAAGGAAGUUGAGAUUAUCAACAUUGCAAGUUCAAGUGAUGUUUGUGAUCCACACAACAAUAAAAGUGGAAUCAAAAGAAUGCCAGAUUCCACAAGUGAUGUUUCACUUCCUGUGUUAAAGAAAAGGAGAAAGACUUUACUGAAGCCAGCACUGUUCCCUGUUCAGAGGGACAAAGAACUAGAGAAGCCCUUAGUUAUGCCUUCACCAACACAUGAACAUCAGUGGAAAUACAAUCUUGCUCAUCUCCCAGUGGUUGAUGUGGUUGUGGACAUGUGUCUUGCUCGUGUCCUGCGUCCGCACCAGAGACUGGGCAUUGUGUUCAUGUAUGAGUGUGUAAUGGGCAUGCGGAAAUCACAGUACCAUGGUGCCAUCUUAGCUGAUGAAAUGGGUCUUGGGAAGACGCUGCAAUGCAUUGCUAUAGUGUGGAUGUUACUGAAGCAAGGUCCAUAUGGUGGCUGGCCAAUAUUGCAACAUGUUCUCAUAGUCACACCAAGCAGUCUUGUAGCCAACUGGCAGAAUGAAUUUCUUCGUUGGCUUGGGAGAGAAAGAAUACAGACUUUUGUAGUUGAUCAGAAAAACAGACCCAAAGAUUACAUAAAUCUGCCUCAUGUACCUGUGAUGCUGAUUUCAUAUGAAAUGUUUCUUCGUUAUUAUGAUGACAUCUCUCAGAUUCAGUUUGAUCUUCUCAUUUGUGAUGAAGGUCACAGACUGAAGAACACCACAAUCAGAACCUAUGCAUUACUGUAUCAGAUUGACUGCAAACGCAGAAUCCUUCUAACAGGUACGCCUAUACAGAAUGAUCUACAUGAAUUCUAUGCCCUUGUCAACUUCAUCAAUCCUGGUGUGCUUGGUUCAAGUACAGAAUUUCGGAAAUAUUUUGAAGACCCUAUAUUGGCAUCAAGACAGCCAUCUGCUGAUGAAGAUAUAAUACAUCUGGGCGAACACAGAGCAAUGGAGCUGAACCACUGCACCAGUUGGUUUAUCCUGCGGCGCACUCAGGAAGUUAUUAAUAAAUACCUGCCUACCAGACAGGAAAUGGUAGUCUUCUGUCAUAGCACACCUCUCCAGCAAGCAAUGUACAAGACAGCUGUUGACUACUGGGAGAGCCGAGGGUGUCAGUCAGGGCCAGAAGAAGUGGGUCAUCUUGGUGUGAUAACUGCACUAAAGAAAAUCUGCAACCAUCCUUCACUGGUUAGACCUCGUCAAUCAGAGCAGCUACUAGGAGAGGACAUUAUUCAGUAUCUGGUGCAGAAUUAUCCAGAAAAAGAUGAUGCAGUCUUGUCACAAAAAUCAGGAAAGCUAGAUGUGGUGACGUGUUUACUUCAAGAGUUGAAUCGCAUGAAAGAAAAAGUGGUACUUGUCUCCUAUUUUACACAGACUCUAGAUCUUCUAGCAGCCAUGUGCGAGCAAAAGCAGUACAAGUUCUCUCGGCUGGAUGGUUCAACACCAAGCAUGCAGCGUAUGCAGAUUGUCAAAAGGUUUAACAGCUUGCAUUCAGAUCAUUUUGUGUUCUUGCUAAGUGCAAAGGCUGGUGGAGUUGGACUGAAUCUGACAGGUGCUUCUCGUUUGAUACUGUAUGAUUCAGACUGGAAUCCUGCCACAGACUUGCAGGCUAUGUCUCGCAUAUGGAGGGAUGGACAAAUGAGAUCAGUAUAUAUUUACAGACUUUUGACAGCAGGUUCCAUUGAGGAGAAGAUUUUCCAACGACAGAUCAGCAAAACAGGCCUAAGUGGAGCAGUAGUAGACCCACAAAACCAAAGUACAAUCCGACUGUCAAAUGAAGAACUCAAGGAUUUGUUCACAUUUCAUCAUGAUAGUGCAUGCAUGACACAUGAAAUGUUGGGCUGCCAGUGUGCUGGAGUUGGACUUGUUCCACCUCAUGAAGUGGAGAGGAACCAUAAUGUUACUGAAGAUAACAGGGAUGAGCUGUCAAACCAGCGUGAUUGCCAACUGCAGAUUGCUCAGCCAUUGGCUACCAACACUUGUGUCCGCAUGAACCAGUUGUUUCGCUGGCAACAUUACUCGCAGCCUAUUAGUGCUACAGUACUGCAAGAAUUGGGUCUGAGUGCUGCAUCACACAAUGUCACAUUCAUAUUUCGAAAUGUGACGAUCUAAUCACAGGCAGUAAGGCUGACAUUAUUAUGACAUCAUACUGCAGUAAAGAUGUUCACAACAACUGCAUAAGAAGCAAGUUCCAUAGAAACUAUGACUUUAAAUGGUGAUAAAGCUGUGUGCUGUACACAUGUACUAUUUUAAAUGCCUUAAGUGCUUUAUCAGUUAAUUUUAUUUGUUGCUAUUUACUUAUAUAUUAUUAACACAUUACAAAAUAAAACAAGUUAGAAAUUAAUGCAUAGCAUAACAGUUACAGCAUGUUUCCUUUCUUAUUGCCUCAUAUAUUCCAUUCAUGAUCUACAAACUGAAUAGUCAUUCUUGAUGCUUCCAACAGGAGGAUUAUGAGGUGGUCCUUGAAAAUUAUUACAAAAUGUUUCAGUGUCCUUGAAGUUCAAUGUUUCCAUUUCAAAUUAGCUACCUUUUGUGUGGAUGGGGCAUUACCACUAUCUCCAUGAACAGUUCUCCUCUUUACCUGUCUCAUUUGUCUUUCUUCAUUGCUAUUUUCACUCUUACUCUUCGAUAAUGCUACAGACAUGUCAGAAAUCUUGGAGACUACAGUGUCUCAUAUUUGCUUUGUUCGCAUCCACUGUCUGAGAUGUAGAAGCUGUGGCCUUGAUCUUAAUGCUGAACUGUAGCUAGUAUAGACAGGCUUUGAUCUUAGGGUCAGUGUCAUUGUUAUAGUUUAUGAAUUCCUGGAUUGAGAUAAUGUACAAUGCACAAGCUAGGAGAGAGUUCUAGGAAGUUUAUCACUACAUCCAAACUUAAGUCCUCUACCAGUAGGUAGCAUACAAAUAAGCAUUCAGAUUGAGGACAUUUCUGAGUGUUUAUCUAAGUUUAAGGGUGUAAAGUCUCAUGCACUGUAAAGUAAGAGGUUUAAUUGGUAUAAAACAUAAGAAUAACAUUAAUGUAUCAAGAAUUUAUUAAAAACGAACUUUCUUUUUAUUGA